Molecule: messenger RNA, 453 nt
Organism: Microdochium trichocladiopsis
Lineage: Eukaryota; Fungi; Ascomycota; Sordariomycetes; Xylariales; Microdochiaceae
Product: EthD domain-containing protein
Exons: 2
Coding region: 1-453 (150 amino acids)
Molecular function (GO): oxidoreductase activity
Source: RefSeq, a predicted model, not a curated record
AUGGCAACCACGAACGCCACGACGACCACCGCGGCGCCGCCUCUCCCGCAGAAGCAGAAGCAGCAGCAGCAGCAGAAACUCAUGUCGAUAGCGUACAUCCGGCGGCACCCAGACAUGACGCCGGAGCAGUUCUACGAGCACUGGGAGUACACGCACGGGGUCAUUGUCAAGCCGUGGGCUGAGCGGCACGGGCUUAUAUACACGCAGGUCCACCUCAAGCCCAAAUACAAAGACGACGUCCCCGCCAUCGGACCCGAGAACCCAGACGGCGCCCCCUUGCUGGACGACUACGACGGGUGCGCCCUCUUUGAGAUCGACUCGUUUGAGCAGUUCGCCGCGGCGUUCGAGGACGAGUACUACAAGACCGUCAUCGAGCCCGACGAGAGGCGGUUCAUCGACAAGCAGGUCGGCGUCAUGCGGGUGAGGGGCGAGGUUAAGAAGAUUGCAGUCUGA